This is a messenger RNA of Ricinus communis (castor bean), 1728 nucleotides long. Its product is annotated as F-box protein At4g09920. Lineage: Eukaryota; Viridiplantae; Streptophyta; Magnoliopsida; Malpighiales; Euphorbiaceae. The record is from RefSeq and is a predicted model, not a curated record. Gene Ontology annotation, molecular function: protein binding. The transcript is spliced from 5 exons.
AAAAUAUUAAUAUUUAUUUAUUAAAAUUAAUUAAUAAAAGAUGUUUGCGGUGAGUAAAAAGAUAAAAAUAUAAUAAUUAGUUGUUUUUUUUUUUCUUUUGGUAAGCAAUGAUUACUCUGUUAAGAGAAUAAAGAUAUAGUUUCAGCCCAAUGCAAAAUAUGAACAAAAUCAAAUCAGGCUUAAAACCCAGUGCACGCAACAUAAGAAAGAGGGUGGCACUUCAAAAUUCCAACAUUUGAAGGGCGGGAAACGUCUACUCUACAUCGUAGCAGCAGUCGGCUAGAGAAAGAUAAUUAUCACUCAUUAAUUUUGAAAUAUUCAGUCGCGUUUGCAGCCACAUUCUGUAUCUUGCUCUAAGAACAUGUCGAUGGCUUCCCCUGUACGCUAAUUUGCAUGACGAAUGAUUAUUUCAACUGAAUCUUCUAAUCCUAAAUUAGACCAAGGCCAUCUGCUACUCUGCUCACUUGGCCUCUACAUCACCUUACUAGAUUUCAUAUUGGCCAAAAAUCAGCCACAUUUUGGAAGUCUCAAUGUUUGUGAUAAUGUAGACAGGAUCAGCAAGUUGCCUGAUGAAGUUCUCAGUCACAUAUUCUCAUAUCUUCCAACAAAGGAUGCAGUUGCCACCAGCAUUUUGUCUAAAAGAUGGGAAUACCUUUGGACAUAAACUCCAGAUCUCGACUUUUCUGAUCAGUUUCCUUUUGAUCGUAGUAAUGAAAGUAUCAUGGAGUGUCCACUAUACGAAAGUUUCUUCUGCAUUUCUAAACCAAACAAGUUUCCCCUUGUAUCUAUGCUUGGAUUUUUGCUGUGGUUACUUGCAAUAUCCAAGAAUUGGCCAUUGAAGGCAGUUUCUUUACAGUUAAAGAACUGCCCUGGAGACUGUUUCCUAGAUUUGCCUACUUAUAUUUGCUUCCCAUCCCUUAAAAUUCUAAAUCUUGAGGGCUUUUUAUGUGUGGAUGAAGCCUCCAUGGAAAGGCUCGUUUCUAGUUGCCCUGUCCUUGAAGAUUUAGCCAUUGCAAGACAAGAAUGGGAUGAUGUGCGAAUUAUGAAAAUUUCCACACCUUCGUUGAAAAGGUUGUCCAUUCAUCCCAAUGUUAGAUGUCCUAAUUAUGAUCAGGAGACUGAGCUUAACACUUUAUUAUGGCAUGAGUACCUCAGACAUAGCGGUACUAGAUGGGAAUUAAAUGUUUUGUCCUCCCUAGUAGAAGCACGUGUUUAUGUUGAAUAUGAUAUUGGCCUUCUUAAUGGAAUCUCCAAUGUUAAGCAUUUAGUACUGACUGGAGAGGUUACGUGGGAACUGGGUGUCAUCAUUCGUGACUAUGCAUUGCCUACAUUCAAUAAUCUAAAGAAAUUAGAGCUGUAUGUUGGAAAGCCAGUCAACUGGGAACUGCUACCAAAUUUAUUGGAGUCCUCUCCAAAUCUAGAAGUUCUCAUCUUUCCUGAGGGACUUGUGGUGCUAAAGAAAGUGGCAGAGAUUACUACCGUUUCUAUUGCCAUCGACCAGAGUCUGUGCCUGAAUUUCUGCUUUGCCAUCUCAAGACCAUUGAAAUUUUCAACUUUGUGGGACUGCCAGGUGAGCUCUAUCUUGUAGAGUAUUUGCUGGAGUGUGGGGAAGUGUUGGAUAGGAUGACUAUUUACUGUUAUGAUUUCGGCAGAAGGCCAAGAAUGAAGAAGAAAAUGGAAGGGGUUAUAGAUGAGGUACUGAAUUUUGAAAGAAGUUCCACUACUUGC